Molecule: messenger RNA, 2888 nt
Organism: Daphnia carinata
Lineage: Eukaryota; Metazoa; Arthropoda; Branchiopoda; Diplostraca; Daphniidae
Gene: Reck
Product: reversion-inducing cysteine-rich protein with Kazal motifs-like
Exons: 15
Coding region: 393-2888 (831 amino acids)
Biological process (GO): extracellular matrix organization
Cellular component (GO): plasma membrane
Molecular function (GO): metalloendopeptidase inhibitor activity
Source: RefSeq, a predicted model, not a curated record
AGUGUGCUGGGUGACGGACACACACAAGUACACAUGCGAAACAAGAAGAAAAUAUACCAGUAAAAAAUCCAAAAACAAGAAGAGCCAGAAGGCAAAAGUGUGUACGUGUAUGCGGAGGGUGUGUAGUACUAUAUGUGUGUGAAAGGAAGAGCGAAAUGAGCUGGACUCGAAUUUCCACCAGCCUCUGUCUCAGACUCAACCAUGUGACUCGAUCGAGUUCAGUCAAGGCUCCGCUUAGGUUCCGUUGGCUUAUUACAUCUGGCCGUCAAAAGUGUUAACGAAAAGAAGUGACGUUUUUUGAUAGUUGAAGAACGUGAAAUCACGGCAACUUUGUUGAAUCAAAGAGAAAUUGGUGGUCAAUUAAAUUUAGUGGUGGAUCUCUUUAUUGCAACAUGAUUUGCCGCUACGUUUUGUUGAUCCUGUCUGCGUUCCAGUCGGUCCAACCGCACGGAUUACAAACGACAACAGUGAUGCCGUCAUGCUGUGCCACCGCCGUAACGGACGCUUGCCGGACAUUCUGCCAAAAAAUGGAUCAAACUCUCCUCUAUCCGGCUGAUCCCGAACUGUUGGUCGAAAUGGCGUCACACUGUCCUCCGUCCAUGCAAGAAUCGUUUUGGAACUGUCUCAACAUCACCAUAGGACCAAAGCAAGAUGGGGAUUACCUGGGCCGGCAGUGUUGUUCAUUGUCGCCCGUCCACCGAUGCCAAACGGCCUGUCUGAGAGCAAAACAGUACUCGGAAGAUCUGGCUAAUGAAUGCCGUAAGAGCGACAAUAUGCAGCUCUUCCAAUGCCUCAAUCUCAUCCGGGAAGGAGAAGAAUGUUGUACCUUAUCAACCGAUUCCCAAUGCCGAAAAGCGUGUUUUACCGUUUACAGUGCAACGGCGACAUCCGUUUCCGGAGCGGGCAUUAAUGGGACGCUGAGGCACGCGGCCAAUACGGCGUGUGCUCGGUCACACAACGUGCUGCAGUGCGCCAAAAAUCUGCUGAAAGUCGAUCGAUUACCAUUCAGCACUUCUACGUUACAGUGUUGCGAUAAGGGCAAGACGUUCCAGUGUCAAGAGACGUGCCGUUCUGUACUCAAGGCCGGCGAACCGGACGCUGUGGGCUUGCUGGUCAAGGACUGCGGUGAACUAUCGCUGACUGAGCCACUAUGGAAGUGCUUCAUGAGCAAAUCGCCGCCUUCUUCGCCGGAGCGAAGUGCCAACAAUUAUGACCGUGCCAUCAACGAUAUCAGAAAUAAGCCAAGAAGUUUAAUCGAUCCGUCAAAGACAGCUGCGACGACGAUCACUACAGCAACGGCGAUUCAGCGUAGCAGUUACGACGCUGCUAAAUUAAGCUGUUGCGAUCGUGGUACUUUGCAAUGUUACCGUCUUUGCCGAACGGCCCACACCAACGAAUUUUUUCCCGAAACGGUGGAAUUGGACGAGUGUGUCGCUCAGCCCAGUGAGGCUGCUUUGGCCACCUGCUUUGAAGAUGUUGACGAACCGUGCCAGCCCGGCUGUUCUAAUCUGUCCUUCUGCUCCAGCUUCAACAACAGACCACUGGAGCUGUUCCGCAAUUGUAAUCCCGAAGCGGACGCAGCAGCACAAAAUGUCUUCCAAGAAUGGAUUCGUAUGACACGCGUUGUCCUCCCUGGUUUGACGGGCCGGCAAGAUGUGAAGCUUUGGGGUCCGUCUACAUGCAUGAUGCCACAAUGGAAAGCCUUAGCUUGCGCCCUUCAGUUUAAACCAUGUCGGCGAAACAUGUUAAGAACCGCAAUUUGCUGGAAUUCGUGCAUUAAAUUGCUUAGCGGAUGCAUGACACAAUACAAUGCCACGCUGGCCGUCGAGUUAUGUAAUCGCUUGACGCCAGAGUCUUUCACAGGAGCCUGCAUUAGUUUAGAAGAUUACCUAUCGCCCCAACCUAAGACAGUUGCCGUCGUGGCACCGUGUCGUUACAACACCUGUCGAACGGACCAGGUCUGCGUUGUUGAUCAUCGCAGUUCCAAUGGCUAUUCUUGCCUGCCAGGCUGUAAAUUUGGAGACCGAUCAAAAAUGCUAGGCUUCCCGAAAUCUUGGGUUCAACUACCAACACCUUCAACUUCUUGCUAUUAUAAUAAUUGCAACGAAGUGUGCUAUUGCAAUGGAAAGGGCGAACUUCAGCAAUGCCAUACACCACCUUCGCAGCCUUUCGAGGCUUGUAGAGUAGGCCAACAACAAUUCGUACAUGGGACACGAUUGCAAAACGAUUGCAAUCAAUGUAUUUGCCAUUACGGGGAGUUGAUUUGCACGCGUUAUCGGUGUGACAACUCUUCCGGUGUCAGCUCCGUGAUUUGGAGUUGCCCACUUCAGCCCAAUCCGGUGUGUACCAGCUCUGGCAAACGAUUCUUAAAUACUUGUGUAGCACAAUGGCAUGGGACGGCUGUCGAACCUUUAGAACACUGUCCCCAGGAAGGACCCGACAGUUUCUUUGCACCUGAAUGCUACACAGUUAUCCAGCUGGUCUACAGUCAGAAACAGAUUGAUCGCUUGAGCCGCAGUACGAACAAGUCAACGAUUUUCUCGGCAAGCCUGGUGGAACAAUCGCUGCGCUAUUUGUUAGCAUAUUCGCACUGCCAUGUCAGCGUGUUUCAUAGUGUUGAUGGAGAACUGCUUGCCGUCGUCCAUUCACAAAUGCACUGCGCCAGUUGCAGUGCCGAAGCCGAGAAAAUUGUCAUGCUCUUCGAUACUCGCAGCCCUCAGGUUACUUUAAAUGUUCAGCUCGACGUCAUUUUACUGGCGGAAGUCGUCCAGUUUGUCCAGGUCCAUCCUUCCUACACCCACACAUCGAGUAGUAGCGGCUUGUCCGCACAUCGUGUUCAAUCCAUCUAUACCAUUCCUUUUGUUCUCAGUCUGCUGAGAUUUAUUUAA